Messenger RNA from Dama dama (fallow deer), 4105 nucleotides. RefSeq names its product L3MBTL histone methyl-lysine binding protein 2 (gene L3MBTL2). Gene Ontology annotation, biological process: regulation of DNA-templated transcription. The record is from RefSeq and is a predicted model, not a curated record. The transcript is spliced from 17 exons. Gene Ontology annotation, molecular function: zinc ion binding. Lineage: Eukaryota; Metazoa; Chordata; Mammalia; Artiodactyla; Cervidae. Gene Ontology annotation, cellular component: nucleus. The coding region runs from base 102 to 2216 and encodes 704 amino acids.
CCCUCGGCCCUUGGAGGCGGCCUAGGAGUGCGCUCUGGGAGAGCGGCGAGGCCAAUAUGGCUUCCUACACCUGGUGACGGUUGAAGAAACUGUUAGGUCUCAUGGAGAAGCCCCGGGGCGUCGAGGAGACUCCGUCUUCAGAACCGAUGGAAGAGGAAGACGAAGACCUGGAGCUCUUUGGCGGCUAUGACAGUUUCCGGAGUUAUAACAGCAGCGCGGGCAGUGAGAGCAGCUCCUAUCUUGAGGAGUCAAGUGAAGCAGAACAUGAGGAUCGGGAAGCAGGGGAGCUGCCCACCUCCCCGCUGCAUCUGCUCAGUCCUGGGACACCGCGAUCCUUAGACGGCAGUGGUUCUGAGCCAGCUGUCUGUGAGAUGUGUGGGAUCGUGGGUACCAGGGAAGCCUUCUUCUCCAAGACCAAGAGAUUCUGCAGCGUCUCCUGUUCCAGGAGCUACUCCUCCAACUCCAAGAAAGCCAGUAUCUUGGCGAGAUUACAGGGAAAACCACCUACCAAGAAGGCCAAAGUCCUGCACAAAGCUGCCUGGUCUGCCAAAAUUGGAGCCUUCCUCCACUCCCAGGGGACAGGACAGCUUGCCGACGGGACCCCAACCGGGCAGGACGCACUGGUCUUGGGUUUCGACUGGGGGAAGUUCCUGAAGGAUCACAGUUACAAGGCUGCUCCUGUCAGCUGCUUUAAGCAUGUCCCACUCUAUGACCAGUGGGAGGAUGUGAUGAAGGGAAUGAAGGUGGAGGUACUCAACAGCGACGCCGUGCUCCCCAGCCGGGUGUACUGGAUUGCCUCGGUCAUCCAGGCGGCAGGGUACCGGGUGCUGCUCCGCUAUGAAGGCUUUGAAAAUGAUGCCAGCCAUGACUUCUGGUGCAACCUGGGGACUGUGGAUGUCCACCCCAUCGGCUGGUGUGCCAUCAACAGCAAGAUCCUGGUGCCCCCGCGGACCAUCCAUGCCAAGUUCACCGACUGGAAGGGCUACCUCAUGAAACGCCUGGUGGGCUCCAGGACGCUGCCUGUGGACUUCCAUAUCAAGAUGGUGGAGAGCAUGAAGUACCCCUUUCGGCAGGGCAUGCGGCUGGAGGUGGUGGACAAGUCCCAGGUGUCCCGGACCCGCAUGGCCGUGGUGGACACAGUCAUUGGGGGCCGCCUGCGGCUCCUCUACGAGGAUGGCGACAGUGACGACGACUUCUGGUGCCACAUGUGGAGUCCCCUGAUCCACCCUGUGGGCUGGUCCAGGCGAGUCGGCCACGGCAUCAAGCUGUCAGAGAGGCGCAGUGACAUGGCCCACCACCCCGCCUUCCGGAAGAUCUACUGUGACGCUGUUCCUUACUUGUUCAAGAAGGUUCGAGCUGUCUACACAGAAGGUGGCUGGUUUGAGGAGGGGAUGAAACUGGAGGCCAUCGACCCCCUGAAUCUGGGCAACAUCUGCGUGGCGACCAUCUGCAAGGUACUCCUAGAUGGUUACCUGAUGAUCUGUGUGGACGGGGGGCCCUCCACAGAUGGCUCUGACUGGUUCUGUUACCAUGCUUCCUCCCACGCCAUCUUCCCAGCCAACUUCUGCCAGAAGAAUGACAUUGAGCUCACACCCCCGAAAGGGUACGAGGCUCACACUUUCAGCUGGGAGGUCUACUUGGAGAAGACCAAGGCGAAGGCAGCUCCAUCGAGACUCUUCAACAUGGACUGCCCCAACCACGGCUUCAAGGUGGGCAUGAAGCUAGAGGCCGUGGACCUGAUGGAGCCCCGGCUCAUCUGCGUGGCCACUGUGAAGCGGGUGGUGCACCGACUCCUUAGCAUCCACUUCGAUGGCUGGGAUAGCGAGUACGACCAGUGGGUGGACUGCGAGUCCCCGGACAUCUACCCCGUCGGCUGGUGUGAGCUCACCGGCUACCAGCUCCAGCCACCUGUGGCUACAGAGCCCACCACACCUUUGAAAGCCAAAGAGGCCACAAAGAAGAAAAAGAAACAGUUUGGGAAGAAACGAAAAAGAAUACCACCGGCCAAGACACGGCCCCUCAGACAGGGGUCCAAGAAGGCCCUGCUGGAGGAGGACCUGCAGGCGGCGGAGAAGGUGCCAUCGGAGCCCACUCCUGAUGAGAUCAUCACCGUGCGUGUGAAGGAAGAGCAUUUGGACGUGGCCAUGGCCGACAAGGCCCCGAGUCCGGAGCUGCCUGUCCCCGUCGAGAACAUCAAACAGGAGAUGGAUGACUGAGCCUUCCUCGCUGCCAGCCGGAAGCCAGCCUAGGGCGCCUCUCUCACCACCACGCCAACCUACUUUACUUUGGAGACUGAGCCUUCCUCGCUGCCAGCCGGAAGCCAGCCUAGGGCGCCUCUCUCACCACCACGCCAACCUACUUUACUUUGGAGACUGAGCCUUUUUGCAUAAAUUUUGCCUGGUGCUGUGGGGGCCAGGCACCCAAGGAGCAGCCAGGGUCUCCUCUGGCCUCUGGCCUCCUCUCCUGCAAGGCCAUGAGAUGGGGGCUACCUGUGAGCACCUCCCUGUCCAGCGAGAGCUCCUGAAGCUCUUCCUCACUCGUCCCCUCCACUCCCCCACACUGCUCCAUUGGCAGGGUGGGGGCUACACAUGGCAGGCAAGUUGGCUAAUGGUUAGGCCCACGCAGAUCUCGAGGUGGGGACAGUCACCUGACAGACGUGAGUGGUGCCAGGGGUAUAGCCUCUGCCCCAGACACCAUGUGGAACGGCCCCUCCUGCCUGGGUUGGGGCUCUGCUCUUCCUGGCACCCCCAGGAGGUUGGGGAGCCCUGUACCGGCGCCCAGCUCUGGCAGGCAGCUGAGCAGCAGUGACCAUCAUAUAGGUCCCGGUGACUUGUGAGGUGGCCUUGAUCUGUUUUCCCUUGGCAUGAGUACUGACUCCAUUUCCAAGAGGAGCAGAGGCAAGGUCUGCCCCCUAGGAAAGGGAGCUUGCCAGGGCCUCAGGUGGGGGAGACCACACCAGUCCCUGUGCCACGGGAAGGGGGGGUGGGUCUGGGUGUGUGCACAUGUUUGUGCACACGCAUGCAAGCAUCCCCUGAGAGAGAAGGUGCCACCAUUGUUGAACUUAACCCACUCUGGAGCCCAGCUGGACUAGGACCUGUCCUUUUCUUUCUCCCUUUCUCUUAACCAGGAACAGGUCUGGCCUUGCCAGAAAGUCUCGGGGCCUCGACAUGGGAUGGUCCACCCUGCUGGCUGAUGUGGCCCUGAAGGAGCUCCUGGAGGCAGGGACAUGCUUCUUGGUCCUUUCCCUCACUGUGCAUGUCCUUCACUCCAUAAUAUAUUUUGAUUCUGCUGCUCCUCUGAAAGUACAUUCUAGAAGUUCACCUAGCGUCUGCCCACAUUUCAGCUGCUUCUGUUCUGCAAUUAAGUCUCCUUUGAAGCUGUCUUCUCCCUCUGACCCACCGUCUCUUCAGGAGACCUGGCACCUAAGUGGUGACAGGCUGCUGUCCUCAGCCCCUCUUGCCUUCCAUGUGUUUGAGUAGAGACAGCAUGGCUGGGUGUGUCCCUGUGUUACCCUGUAAUAGCUGCCACAGUCCGUGCCUGCCGGAUGGGAUGCUGACCUUGGGUGUGUAGAGGACCCUGCUGUUGGAUGUCAUCCCGGAGAUGGGCGACCAGCCCAAGGGGAGCCAAUUUCAGUUCAGAGAGAACCAGAUCUUUUGUCCUUUCCUAAAGGCACUGUGCAGGCUCAGGUGGAAUAGAAACGAGGCCUAGGAAGGCCCCUCUUGCAGCCUGAACUCCCUAAAUGUGACGGGCUGUGCCUCCCCUCACCCGCCUCAUGGUGAUGGAGGAAGGUGGCUGACAGUGGCGUGCAGUUCCACAGCCUGCUCGCAUGGCCUGCCUUUGUUGAGGGUGAUUGCCCAGCUGAGAAGAAUCAUUGUCCCCGCUGCUCUUCCCUUUAAAGGAUCAAGUUCUGACUGAAGAGCUUCUGGGGUGAUGGGACUUGUUUGGCCUUCCGUUUUGCUUCUUCCUGAGUGCAGAAGUUGAUGCCCACAGUGCCUGAGCACAGCACGCAGGGCUAGGGGGCAAGUUCAGCCGCCGGGCCAGCCCCAGAUGGGCUUCCCACACUUAAGUCCUGUGAGACGAUUAAAUCCCUUUCUUGCUGCCGUCA